Molecule: messenger RNA, 1143 nt
Organism: Venustampulla echinocandica
Lineage: Eukaryota; Fungi; Ascomycota; Leotiomycetes; Helotiales; Pleuroascaceae
Exons: 1
Coding region: 1-1143 (380 amino acids)
Biological process (GO): folic acid-containing compound biosynthetic process
Cellular component (GO): cytoplasm; mitochondrion; cytosol
Molecular function (GO): ATP binding; tetrahydrofolylpolyglutamate synthase activity; dihydrofolate synthase activity
Source: RefSeq, a predicted model, not a curated record
AUGCUUCACGCCAGCGGCGUACGCACCGGCCGAUUCACCUCUCCACAUCUGAUUGAUCGCUGGGAUUGCGUCACCAUCGACCAGCAACCAGCCCAGGAAUCCGCUUUUCAGCAAGCAGAAGACCUGAUGAUGCGGAGGAACGAGUCAGAGGCUAUUGGUGCUUCGAAAUUCGAGCUUCUCACGGCGACAGCCUUCGAGCUGUUUGCUAGAGAAAAGAUUGAAAUGGGCGUGGUGGAGGUGGGAUUGGGAGGCCGACUCGAUGCGACCAAUGCGAUGCAGCACAAAGCGGUUACUGUCAUAUCGAAAAUUGGCCUGGACCAUCAAUCGUUUCUUGGAGAUACCAUCGAACGGAUCACCCGUGAAAAGGCUGGUAUCAUGAGGCCAGGAGUUCCGUGCGUAUUAGACAGGAGCAAUUCCCCGGCUGUUCAUAGAGUCGUCGAAGAUUACGCAAGGGAAAUCGGCACAGAUGUAGUUCUCAGUUCCACCGACUCUGCGUUUCUCGAUGACCUGCCGCAGAAGGAUUAUGAACCUCACCAAUGGCAAAACCUGGCCUGCGCAUAUACCGCAUUUCAUCUGGCAUAUACUAAGUCAGAAUCGCCGCUACAUCGCCUGGCGGCUGCGGUCCAAGACAUGCAGUGGCCGGGGCGUCUCCAGACCCUUGAUAUUCGGGGCAUUACAGGGAGACAGGAGCCAGUUCUCCUUGAUGGUGCUCAUAACGCCCAAUCAGCCGAGGUGCUGCGCAGAUACGUAGAUGGUAGACUACGGAAGGAGGCAGGCAAGGUGACCUGGAUAUUGGCAGCUUCGCAAGGAAAGGAACUUGACGACGUGAUAAAACCCCUUAUACACCCGGGUGACUGUGUAACGGCGGUCCAAUUCGGUCCUGUUGACGGUAUGCCAUGGGUCCAGGCCACCCCUCCACAAGAUAUCUUGGCUGUUGCCGCCGCUUCUGGUGUUGCUGAUGGCCAGAUGCAUAACUCUGGGGCGGACACAUCAGAUGCAAUGCGUUGGGCAACUGCCGUUGCUGCUGGAGGUCCAAUUGUCAUUGCUGGAAGUCUAUAUCUUGUCUCUGAUGUGUUACGUCUUCUGCGAGAUGCGGAGCAGGUACAAGCAAGAUAUUGGCCUAACAAAUCCACUCAUCCUUAA